GGUGCUCCGCCACCUCUGCGUCGGGGAAGGAACCGAACAAAACUUGCGGUUUUCCAAGUGCUACGCAGCUCCUCCCCUUCUUCUUCUUUAUUCAGAUUCGUUACGAUUACGAGGACCGACGGAAAAGUCCUUCGCUGCAAUUAGCAAACUUAGAAACUUCAAUUCAUUUCCUCUCCGCAAUUUCCACUUUUUUUCUCUCUCAGAAAUCUAGGGAUCAACCAAAUCUCUCUGUCUCCUUUUUCUUCCUUCAAAUCCACAGUCAAAAACGGAAAUCACACCAUGAAUAUCUUCAGAUUUGCCGGCGAUAUGACUCAUCUAAUCAGCAUCCUGGUGCUCCUCCUCAAGAUCUAUGCUACCAAAUCCUGCUCAGGGAUUUCGUUGAAGACUCAGGAGCUAUACGCAUUGGUGUUCUUGGCUCGCUAUUUGGAUCUGUUCACGGACUUUAUCUCUGUGUACAACACCAUCAUGAAGAUAGUGUUCAUUGCUAGCUCUCUUGCUAUUGUUUGGUGCAUGAGAAAACAUCCUGUCGUGAGGCGUUCCUAUGACAAGGACCUUGACACAUUUCGCCAUCACAUCGUUAUUGUGGCUUGCUUGGUGUUGGCAAUUUUUGUCCAUGAGAAGUUCACAUUCCAAGAGAUCUUCUGGGCAUUUUCAAUCUACUUGGAGGCAGUUGCAAUUCUUCCCCAGUUAGUUCUGUUGCAAAGAAGUGGAAAUGUGGAUAAUUUAACUGGACAAUAUGUAUUCUUUCUGGGAGCUUACCGCGCUUUCUACCUUCUCAACUGGAUCUAUCGCUAUUUCGCAGAGCAGCAUUUCAGUCGAUGGAUAGCUUGCAUCUCUGGUAUUGUGCAAACUGCUCUCUACGCAGAUUUUUUUUACUAUUACUUCAUUAGCUGGAAAAACAACUCAAAGCUUCAGCUGCCAGCUUAAGCCAAAUGUUUGGAGAACCUUAUACCUACUAUGAGCAGAUUUACUACUUCUUAAGUGACACUGGUUGGCUACACGAAGAAGAGUCACAUGGUUUAUAGUUCUUGCAGUUUGAGCCCCUCCUAUAAUUUUGAGCUUGUAAAUAUAGGAGGGUGAAAAUGGAGACUGAACGAACAUUGUACAUGGACAUGACAGUACCAAUUCAAUUAGUAGAGGUUGCAGAUUUU
Rubroshorea leprosula is the source of this 1151-nucleotide messenger RNA. NCBI's taxonomy places the organism in Eukaryota, Viridiplantae, Streptophyta, Magnoliopsida, Malvales, Dipterocarpaceae. The record is from the annotation of a GenBank genome assembly.